GGCGAAAUUCGUGAACUUUUGUACUCCUCUGUGCUGCUGUCGGCAAAGCAAAAAUAAUGAAACUUUGUGAUAUGUUUGUAAAUGAUUUCGAAUGACCCUUCGCCCUGCCCUUCACCAUCAGCUCGACAGUCUCAGUCCAGGGCGGCUCGGUGGCCGCAAACAGCGACAGCCUCAGGGUCUGCGGCGGCGGCGGCGGCGGCAGCAGCAGCAGCAGCAGCAGCAGCAGCAGCGGCGGGAUCGGAAAGCCCAGCGUGGCUGAGGGCCCAGGAAGGUAAACGCUCGAAUUUUGGGAGGACUAGCUGUGGCCACUAACCUGGCUCAGCAAUUGGCGAAGAAUAUCCCUUUUGCCUUUUUCAAAACUCCCUUCCUACCGCUGAGGGCCUUUCCUUCUUUUUGGGAAAUACCACUUGCUAAGGGGGCGGGAGAUUUGGGUUCUAAGAGGGGGCAGGCAAUAAAGCCGCCACCUCUGGGGUGAAAAAAAAAAUUCCCUUCUUUUCUUUUCUUUUUAAAGAAGGUCCUGGUUGCUUGGCUGCUUGGGAGCCCUGAUCCUGGCAGGAGAAUGAGGGGACACAUUGCUGCAAAUUGUCACCGAGCCUACCUGAACCUUGUCUGAAAGCCAGGCUUGGGGAGGUCCUGGUGGCUGUGCUGGAGAGGUCUGGCAGCUGUCUGAGGGUCUGCUCUGGGUAGGACCUGAGUUUGUAACGUUGUCUAUAUAUACCCUGUAGAACCGAAUUUGUGUGGUACCCACAUAGUCACAGAUUCGAUUCUAGGGGAAUAUAUGGUCGAUGCAAAAACUUCACAUGUCUCCGACAUAGCCAGAGACUGAGGCGGAGAGCGGUUGGAGCCGAGCGGGCCAGCCAGCCACCUCUCUCUUUUUCAUUGCCUUGGACUCCAGGAUGCUCUACUUUGCCUGGUGACAUUGUCCAGCCUUUUCCUGGAGAAACCCCUACCUUUAUCGAGCGGGAGCUUAAGAGGUUGCCUGAGUGGGUAAGGCCAAAGGCCCCGGUUUUAGGUUGCUGGGGAGUGAGGCAAGGACCAGCAAGCGCCAGCAGCAACAGCAGGAACUGCAGAGGUACCCAAAUGGGGCUCACCUAGUUUUAAAGGCCCUUGUGUGGGGAGAAGACACACUGGAAAGAAGGCCACUGGCCACUGAGGGGGGAACGUUUAGGCAAGGUUAAGGUCUCCUCACCACCAUCCCAACCUGACCCAGCCCUCAGCGCCCAGACUCAGAACUGCGAGGGCCUCCUGCCAUAUCAGCGAGCUCCAACUUCAACUAGAAACACCCCAGCACGGACACUGGCAGAAAAGCACAGUGGUUACUCAUUGCCUAACUCAAUUCAGGUCCGCCACAUUCUGGUAACUUUUGGGUGACCCUGAUGAAGACAAAGCCAUGACAGGUCUUUGUAUGUCAGAGUCCAGGACUCCCGCCAGUUGGCCCGGGCAGGCUGCCCGCCUAGGACACACUCCCCAAUUCAGAGGCCACAUUGCCCACACUCGUUCUCCCUUAAUUUGCACCCCAAAUAGGAGACUUCACUCUUCCUUAAACUGUGCCCACUUUGGGGGCUGCUUCAGGCGGUGAUGAGUGAGGAGGGCAUGGGAGGUUAGCAAAGUCAAUGGAAGACAAAAGCCGCGAUUACCUGCCGCAAAUAGGGGUGGUGUGGACAGACUCAGAACUGUGUUAACAUCUGUCAGGGACUCUCAAACGUGGCACGGCAAGUCACUUGAUUACACAUAUGUUAUUUAGUUAAAUUUGUGAAAAUUAUGAGAUGCUCACCAACCCGGUGAUAAACUCACUCCCUUCCUAUUGGCUGGCCUGGUCACGUGGCCGCCCAACUUUAUUCAGUUGACAGCAAGUAGGAGGGCCCAAUGGAAGGAGAAAAAAAGACAACACGAGAAAAAUUAGUAUUUUCUACCUUCUGAAAUUAAUGGCCAUGAGUUCGUAUAUGGUGAACUCUAAGUACGUGGACCCCAAGUUUCCUCCGUGCGAGGAAUAUUUGCAGGGUGGCUACCUAGGCGAGCAGGGAGCCGAUUACUACGGCAGCGGCGCGCAGGGCUCCGACUUCCAGCCCUCGGGGCUCUACCCACGGCCCGACUUCGGCGAGCAACCCUUCGGAGGCGGUGGGCCCGGGCCUGGCUCCGCGCUGCCCGCGCGGGGUCACGGACAGGAGCCGAGCGGCCCGGGAAGUCACUACGGGGCCCCGGGAGAGCCUUGCCCAGCGCCCCCGCCUGCGCCCCUGCCGGGAGCUCGGGCCUGCAGCCAGCCCACCGGCCCCAAGCAGCCGCCCCCCGGGACAGCGCUCAAGCAGCCUGCUGUGGUCUACCCCUGGAUGAAGAAGGUGCACGUGAAUUCGGUGAACCCCAACUACACCGGCGGGGAGCCCAAGCGUUCCCGGACGGCCUACACCAGACAGCAAGUCCUAGAACUGGAAAAGGAAUUUCAUUUUAACAGGUAUCUGACCAGACGCCGACGGAUUGAAAUCGCUCACACCCUGUGUCUGUCAGAGCGUCAGAUCAAGAUCUGGUUCCAGAACCGGAGGAUGAAGUGGAAAAAGGACCACAAACUGCCCAACACCAAGAGCAGGUCCUCUUCGUCUUCCUCGUCUUCUUGCUCCUCUUCAGCUGCUCCCGGCCAGCAUUUGCAGCCAGUGGCCAAGGACCACCACACGGACCUGACGACCCUAUAG
Messenger RNA from Meriones unguiculatus (Mongolian gerbil), 2684 nucleotides. It is a transcript of the gene Hoxd4, whose product is annotated as homeobox D4. The transcript is spliced from 2 exons. Gene Ontology annotation, molecular function: DNA-binding transcription factor activity, RNA polymerase II-specific; RNA polymerase II cis-regulatory region sequence-specific DNA binding. The coding region runs from base 1926 to 2684 and encodes 252 amino acids. Lineage: Eukaryota; Metazoa; Chordata; Mammalia; Rodentia; Muridae. The record is from RefSeq and is a predicted model, not a curated record. Gene Ontology annotation, cellular component: nucleus. Gene Ontology annotation, biological process: embryonic skeletal system morphogenesis; anterior/posterior pattern specification; regulation of transcription by RNA polymerase II.